GCUCCAAAGACAAGAGGGAAGCUGGACUCAGCUAAUUACCUUGGAGGAUUAAUUGCAUUGCCAUGGUCUCCAUGUGAUACUGGAUUGAUUUUUAAUUUUUUUUUUUUUUAACACAGCUGAGCAGGGCUUUUUCCUCCCCUCUUCUCUUUCAUCUUUUCCUGCACACACACACAGAGGAGAUGUUGCAAACAGUCUGCGUGAGUCCUGAGCUGCUUGUCAACCAAAACACGAGUGAAAGUGAAAUCUGUGGCUACAGCCCAGGCCAGGGAUCUCCCCUGCCUGGAGAAACAGCCAGCCCCAAGAGCUGCUUCCAGCAGAGCCCAUCCCUGCCAGACUCUGGAUUAACUGAGCUGAACGUGGCGAGUCCCAAGAUCUACCACCCUCCUCCAUGCCACCCUCCAGGGAUGCCUGCUCCUGCUGACUCUGAACUUAGCUCUGAUCCCCCUCAGAAGCGCUACAUGGGUGUGAGAGUGAAGAUGCCCGUGCGGGAAUUGCUGAGGAAAAUCCGACUUUCCAAAGGCUUGGACCCGGCUCCGGGCAAGGAAGCCUCAUCAGUGAAGAUGGUAGCCAAAGGAUCCUCAGGAAAAACAGCAGAGAAGAGGAGAUCUCACCCUUAUACAGAGAAACAGCUUAGACAGAGCAAGCAGAGCGCCGGGCAAAGCCCCAGAGGCUUGGAGGACCUCGACAUCCUGGUGGAGGUGCUGCAGGAGGAUCUGAGCAAGAGCCAGCUCGGGGAGGAGCCCCGGCAUCCCGUGCCAGACGGGUUCUGGCAGGGAUUCUCCAGGGAGCUGCAGGGCUGCCGCUGGGAAGGCGCGGGGAGCAGGGAUGGGGGCCUGCAGGGGAGGCAGCCGGGCCCCGCAGAGCUUCACCCCCAGCCCUGGGGGGGACAUCGCCACCCAGUGCUGCGGGGACAGGCUCAGCCUGCCCUCCGUGGCCAGCGGGAGAGCGCCCAGAGGUGCGGCUCGCCCGGAAUGUUCUCCAGGACGGGCGGGAAAGGGAGCAGCUGGUGGGUGCAGGGUGAUCUCCCCAGCUCCCAGGAAGGUUUCUCGAGGAAUUCCCCAUCUCAGGAAGGUUUUCUGAGGAAUUCUCCGUCCCAGGAAGGUUUUCUGAGGAAUUCUCCACCCCAGGAAGGUUUCUCGAGGAAAUCCCCAUCCCAGGAAUGUUUCCUGAGGAAGUCUCCAUCCCAGGAAGGUUUUCUGAGGAAUUCUCCACCCCAGGAAUGUUUCCUGAGAGAUUCUGCAUCCCAGGAAGGUUUCUCAAGGAACUCUCCAUCCCAGGAAUGUCUCCUGAGGAAUUCUGCACCCCAAGGAUAUUUCUUGAGGAACUCUCCAUCCCAGGAAUGUUUCCUGAGCAAUUCUCCAUCCCAGGAAGGUUUCCCAGGGAAUUCGCCACCCCAGGGAUGGCUCCUGAGGAAUUCUGCACCCCAGGAAGGUUUCCUGAGGAAUUCUGCACCCCAGGAAGGUUUCCCAGGGAAUUCUGCACCCCAGGACUCGCCCGCACUCCCCAGCUUGGCAGAGAUGCUGCUGGAAGCUCCCAGGGGCUCUGCAGAUGUGGGGGGACAUUUGAGGCUGAGCCCAAAUUCCUUCUCCAGGCAGGACCUCUCUGCCCUCUCCUUCUUCCAGUUCCAGCUGCACAGGGAGGAAAAUCUGCUGAGGAACAUCCCAGAGGAAAAACUGCUGGCUCCUGACGAAAAUGGCAACAGGCUGCUGCACAAGGCUGUUGCCCAGGGAAGGAGGGCUCUGACUUUUGCCCUGGCCCAGAGAUUUGCAUCCCUCAACAAGAUCGACGAGAAGGAUGCAGAGAAAAGGACUGCUUUACAUCUUGCUGCAGAAAAGAACCAGCACCUGAUGGUGAGUGACCUGAUCUCCCUGGGAGCCAACGUCAACGAGCAGGACAGCUCUGGGAAAACUCCCCUCCACCUGUGUGCAGAGAAUGGCUAUCUGAGAGUUCUCGAGGUCCUGAAAAGCUGCAAGAACAGCGGGGUGUGUGUGGAAGUGGAUCUGCCUGACCACUGUGGUCUGACCCCCCUGCACCGUGCUGCUCUUGCCCACACCGUGCUGGUGACACAAUGCCAGGGCACGGCCAGGGACAGCAGCACCGGGAGGCUCCUGGGGCUGCGGAGAGCCCAGAUCCUGGAGGGAAUUCUCUGCCUGCUCCAGAUGGGAGCACAGCCCCGGCUGCCGGUGCUGAAUUCGUGUCCAGCCUCCACCCCCUGCCUAAAGCUCGAGGAGAACACAGAGCUCAUGUGUUUGCUUCAGAGCCAUAAACCCCAGGCACAGGAUGUUCCUCAGGAGAGCUGCAGCCUGCUGGAUGCUCCCAGAGGAAUCCCCGCUCCCCCAGCUGCAGGUGACUUCCCUGGACUUUGCUCCUUGUCAUCCUCAGACCUCCUCGAUGUCCUUCUCAAAGGGAAAUGCUGAGAGCUCUCACCUGCUGCAGGAGAACAACAAACACCAAAAUACAGAAUAUUUUAUGUUAUGUCUUGAACUGACUGCUGGAAAGAUCUCACCUGGACCCAGAAUUAAGGAGCAAACUGAUAAGUGAGGGAAAUCCUCAGUGCAGGUUGCAGCAGGAGUUCAGUGUUAGGUGCUCCAGGAAGAAUUAGAUCUUCAUUUUCUCACAGAUUUGUGCUUCUCUGCUCAGGUCUGAGGUCAGUCUGAAGCUCUGAUGAUUUUUCAGGCAGGUGUUUAACCCAAGAAAAAGAUUUUGACCACCCAGGGCCAAGUCUUGGGGGUUUCAGCCUGAAAUUAGUCUCUACACUCCAAAUUCAAUGUUCAGACAGACUGAAAAUCUCAGUCAUUUUAAACACGAGCUCUGGGAUUUCAGAGCCUAAAUAUGAAAAAUAUUUAAUAUUUCCUGCAGUCUGGCUCUGAAUUUGGCCAAGGCUGGAGUGGUCACACUUUAAGGCAGUCUCAAGGUGAAGUCCUUCCAAAGUGAAACAUCGUGCUGAGCAUGUGUCUUCAACAAAAAUCAAGCUUUUUAUUGAUGCAAUCAGAAGUUUGCACCCAUUGUAGGUGAAGUCUGGGACAAAGUGUUUUGAAUGAGCUCCUUUCUCACAGAUCUAACAGAGAUUUUACCUUUAUAAAAUUGAAAUCUAUAACAACAGCUUUUGAAGGAUCAAGUUUUUUAAAGUUUGGAGCAUAACAAGGAGCUGAACUGAUCCUGAAAACCAAGUUAUUCAGUAGAAUCACUACAAACUAGAUCAAAUUUUUAUUUUUAAUUAUUUCUUCCCAGACUUACUCUCAUUUAAUUUUCACUUCUGGUUGCGAGUUUGCUGGUUUCUAUGAAACUUCCCUGGUUGCUACAUAGGGAGCAAUUCUACUUUUACAGAAACUAAAACCAAAAACCAAAACUGAUCCAGCAGCCCCUCACGUGUCUCCUGUGGAGGAAAAUGGGAGAUUUCCACUGCAGGAUCCAGUGUUAAGUACUCAGCAUCUUUGGGGAAUGUUUUUAAUGAACCCUUUGCAUUUGUUCCUUGUGAAAAAAAAAAAAAAAGGUUAUUUUUGUGUUAUGGGGUUUCCUGAAGUGUUAAGCUCCAAGAGCUGCGUUGCACAAGGUGAAUAACUUGGAGAAGUGGCAGUGUUGAAGUGAAUUCCAAUGGGAUUUGGGUCAUUUCCUCUGAUUCUGAUGCCCUGAACAGCUAAAGAAUUCUCUUUUGUAUUUCCUCUGAAACAAAAUAAUUCGUAAACUUUCAGUAUUUCAUUAAAAAUACAUAUUAUAUGUUACUCUCAUGAGGAGUUGCAUAACUCAUCCACCUCCUUCCAAAGCGUUCCCUCAUGUUUCAAUAAUCUCUGGUCUUUUCUUUUUCCCUUUUUGUCCCAGGUUUUAUGGAUAUUUUUCCUCUCUGAAUAUUUCUCUCUGUCCCCCCCAUCACUGCCCAUCCUUCUUUCUGUUUGCAUUUUAACUCCCAUCUGUUCCCACCGAACUUUUUAUUCAUUUGGGGACAAUUAAGGAAGAACUGCUGGGUUAGCUCAGCUUCCAUUUGUGGGAUUGAAGGGUCAGAUCCAGCUCUUUAUUUUCAUUAUAAACCAACCAGGAAAUCCCACAUCACGAGGAUGAAACAGAGUGUUGAACAAAGAGCUGAAAUAAA
Molecule: messenger RNA, 4087 nt
Organism: Passer montanus (Eurasian tree sparrow)
Lineage: Eukaryota; Metazoa; Chordata; Aves; Passeriformes; Passeridae
Exons: 13
Coding region: 180-2417 (745 amino acids)
Biological process (GO): regulation of gene expression
Cellular component (GO): nucleus
Molecular function (GO): DNA binding; POU domain binding
Source: RefSeq, a predicted model, not a curated record